This is a messenger RNA of Lates calcarifer (barramundi perch), 1340 nucleotides long. RefSeq lists its product as uncharacterized. Bases 594 to 1340 code for a protein of 248 amino acids. The transcript is spliced from 7 exons. The record is from RefSeq and is a predicted model, not a curated record. Lineage: Eukaryota; Metazoa; Chordata; Actinopteri; Centropomidae.
UCGUCUUUAUUCACUUUUUCUCUCAGCUCAGCCUCUACUGACACUAAAUAUUUGCGUGCCUCAUUUAACAGCACGUGAAAUCAUGCUUGUGUUCACCUGUACAGGUGAGUCUGUGGCUAUAGCUCUGACUCCGAGCACCUGACAGGUGUCCUGCCCGGUAAAAAUCAACAAACCGCUGUGAAAAUCACAGGUACGAAUCGGCAGAUUUAGGGAGAGUUAUUCACUGAACUCUAAUGUGGUCAUUUACUGUGGGUUUUUUCUACACCGAUACCCGCCGGUCUAUUUUUACCGAGGAGGGAAGUGAAGUGGGCGGCGACUCCGCAUGACCCGCCCGCCCACUCCUAAAUGAAACACGAGCUUCAUUCACUUAGAGACGAUUCAGUCUAAAACUAGGGCCGGCGAGUUCCCCCAUCUGAUUCCAGGAUGAUGAAACUCUGUCCUCUUGCUUCCUCUCAACCCAGAAACAUUCACUGGAAAUAAACCACACUGAUACUUUGCAGACACAGAGGUGUAGAAAACAAACGCAACAAAACAAAACACCUGUGAGAGGAAGAAGCAUCAAAAGGAGUGUUGUACAUCCAUGAGGAGACGCCAUGAGACUUCAGAGACAGCCCUCUUUAAAGACAGAGAUCUUUCAGCCUGAACCAGAAGCUGAAUAUCGGCUAGAUCCUGAGCUCAGCUGUUUGUCCUUGAAAAGCAAAUCUGAACCUCUUCUGUUUAAAGAUGCAUUGCCCUGUUGUGAACAGAGCCUCCAUCAGAGACCACAAUCCUGUGAACCAGAUCCUGGACCUGAUCUGGAACCAAGCUGUGUGUCCUUGAAGAGCAAGGCUGAACCUCUUCUGUUUAAAGAUGAACUCCCCUGUACUGAAGAAAGAGUCGACCUGGAGAGCUCAGAGGAACAAAGUGGUCCGCCUGUACAGCAGGAGCAAACACAACUGGACUCCACAUUUAUGAUGCUGGAGUUGAACAUCAUAACUUUUAUGAAGAAUGAGCUGAAGAAGAUGCAGAAGGUUCUGAGUCCAGAUUACCCAGAAUGCUUAGAGAGCCAGAGGGAGGAUGAGGAGGUGUUGGAUGGUGAGGAUAAAGAGCAGAGGAGGAGCAGCAGAGAAGCGUUUCUGAAGAUCACACUAAACUUCCUGAGGACUAUGAAGGAAGAGAAGCUGGCUGAUUGUCUGCAGAGCAGAUCUCCUGCUAUGUGUCAGCUUAACCUCAAAUCUAAUCUGAAGGAGAAGUUCCAGUGUGUGUUUGAAGGGAUCUCUAAAGCAGGAAACCCAACGCUUCUGAAUCAGAUCUACACAGAGCUCUACAUCACAGAGGGAGGGACUGGGAGACGUCAAUGA